Rhododendron vialii is the source of this 1992-nucleotide messenger RNA. RefSeq lists its product as uncharacterized. The transcript has 6 exons. Gene Ontology annotation, molecular function: protein binding. NCBI's taxonomy places the organism in Eukaryota, Viridiplantae, Streptophyta, Magnoliopsida, Ericales, Ericaceae. The coding region runs from base 74 to 1717 and encodes 547 amino acids. Gene Ontology annotation, cellular component: peroxisomal membrane; mitochondrial outer membrane. The record is from RefSeq and is a predicted model, not a curated record. Gene Ontology annotation, biological process: mitochondrial fission; autophagy of mitochondrion; peroxisome fission.
AUUAGUACUAGGGCUAAACGUAACUUCGGCCACAACGUUCUGCUUUUUUUGUUUUUGAAUUUCGGAACAAAAAAUGGAACCGAAGAUUGAGAAAUUCUUCGAGCCUGUUGUGUUGACUCCGUUUCAAAGUACCCCUUCUCUUGAUCGGCAGUUUCAAAGUAUCCCUUGGUCCGAUGCCGACUCCGUCGCUGAUUGUGAAAGAGAGGCUGCUGAGGCUGAGAAAGGCUCCUCUGAUGAACGUAAAAGUGAAUGUCAGAUGAAGUUGUCAUGGGCUCUUGUUCACUCAAAAAGACCGGAAGAUGUGCUGCGCGGGAUUGCUAUGCUUGAUAGUGGGAAAAUAGAUGUGGCAGUUAGCAUCCCUCCGUCUUCUCUGGCUGUUUUUAGCAGCCCACUGCAAAUGAAAGAGAAGGUCUAUCUUCUGGCUGUUGGACAUUACAGAAGUGGAGACUAUACAAGGAGCAUGCAGCUUGUUGGACAAUGUUUGGAGAUUGCACCUGAUUGCAUGCAGGCUCUGUCCCUAAAGAAAGCAAUUGAAGAUAAGAUCACCAUAGACCAAUCUCAGUUCUCAUCUCAUCAACCUUCAGAAACCAUUGAUUUGCAACAUCCCAUUAUGCAAAAGAAAAAGAAGGGUCAAGUGCAAACGAGGGAAAGGAAUCCUAAUUGGACUAAGGAAGAAGAUGAAGCACUUUGUAGAGCAUGGUUGCGUAUCCCGGAAAAUCCAACAGAUACUGACUAUACAGGAGCAAGGUUAUGGGAUCGAAUUCGGGAAGAGUUUAUUGACAUAUUGGGUUAUGAGGCAGAUAGGGCUAACACGGGUUUGAUGCACCGUUGGUCAAGCAUUCAGCCCCGCCUUAUCAAAUAUUCCGGAUUUGUACGCUCAGUAGAGGGGGGGACUCAUACCAGUGGCUAUAAUGGUGAAGGAUUGAUAGGAGCUGCAAAACAACUGUACUACAUAUCUGAGGGUCGCCCUUUCAAAUGGGUUGGCUGUUGGUUAAUCCUUAAAGAUUCCACAAAAUGGAAUAGCUAUACCCAAGAGCAUGAAUGCAAGAAACAUAAAAUUGCACGAAGGAAGAGAGAUGGUUCGGAUUUGGAUGUUGAGCAAACUUUAGAUUCUUUGAAUCCAUCAACUCUUGCAACACUGGGUUCAAAUGCAGGUUCAGUUAGCCUUGACAAUGGGAAUUCACCAUUGAGCCAAGGAUCACAUGAAUUGCCAAGACCCCUUGGACGAAAAGUGGUGAAGAAAAUACACCGAAAGAAGAACCUUGAUCACUCAGAGGCUUUGAAGUUCUUUGCGGAAGAAUUUAACAAUUUGAGAAAGGAGCAAAAAGAGAUUGCUGAACAAGAGAUCAAUAUGGCAAAACAACGAGAACAAAUGAAAAUACAAGCGAAACUCGAACUAGAGCGGAUGAGGAUUGCAGCGAAACGUGAGAAAGAAGACAUGAUUUUUGAGAAAGAGAUAAUGAUGGCUGAUCCGAAUUCGCUUCCUACCGAAGAAGGGAAAGCUUGGGUCAUUGCGCAACAAAAGGCGAUUUGGAGGGCGGAGUCUAAACUCGAACGAGAGCGAAUGAGAUUUGAAGCUAAACACGAGCAAGAGAGGAUGAAGUUGGAGAAAGAGAUCAUGAUGACUGAUCCCAAUUUGGUUCCUACCGAGGAAGGGAAAAUUUGGUUUGUCGCACAACAAAAGAAGAUUUGUGCGCGUUCGGUGCAAGGGGUAUAAGAGAUGGCUCAAGUCGCGUGUUUGAAACUGGUGGACUCCCCAAACCCGACUGACGUUUAAAAAAAAUUGUUUUUAUUUGGCCCGAACCCAACUGAUAUACUUAUUUGAAACUGCCCGUGCACCCUUUUAGACGGCUCGGAAGUGUGCAGUACGGUGCUGUGUAUCUCACUGCACAGCACUAAUCUGAAGUCCCCCUUUUAGUUGGUCGAGCCGGGUUGGUUCUUAAGGUUUUUUUUAUUUAAAUUUCGCGUGUUUUGUUCGUAUUGUCCAAAUUU